Phalacrocorax carbo (great cormorant) is the source of this 2854-nucleotide messenger RNA. The record is from RefSeq and is a predicted model, not a curated record. NCBI's taxonomy places the organism in Eukaryota, Metazoa, Chordata, Aves, Suliformes, Phalacrocoracidae.
GGGGUCAGAGGGACCUGGAGAGGCUCUGGCCGACCUGGGGGGCUCUGGGGUACCUGUGGAGCCCGGGUGUGGCUCUGGGGGUGUUGAUGAGCCUGGGGGGGAGGGAGACUUUAAGGGUCUCCAGUAAAGCGUGUGACUUCACCCCCCACAGCCGCCCCCUCGCACUGACCUUCGCGGCGGCAACGAUACGGGACGGCGGGGCCGGGGGUUCGGCGGGGAGGAGCAAGUACCAGAAGAAGGAGCGGGCAGCGGCGCUGCAACACGCCCAGCAGGAAUUCGGCACCGUCCCCCACUCCUUUGUCUUCCACCGCGGCCGCAUCGGUAAGAACGUGGGGCAGCUCAUUGCCGACGUGCGGAAGGUGAUGGAGCCCUACACUGCUAGGGCCCUCAAGGUGCGGAAAAAGAACUCCUUGAAGGAUUUUGUGGCCGUGGCUGGGCCCCUGGGGGUGACGCAUUUCUUGGUCUUCAGCAAAUCAUCCUCCAGCAUCAACUUUAAACUUUUCCGGCUGCCUGGUGGCCCGACGCUGACAUUCAAGGUGAUGCAGUAUUCGCUGAUCAAGGACGUGGUCUCGUCCCUCAAGCGGCACCGCAUGCACGAGCAGCAGUUCACCCACCACCCGCUUCUGGUCCUCAGCAAUUUUGGUCUCCAGCAGAUCCAGGUCAAGCUGAUGGCCAGUAUGUUCCAGAACAUGUUCCCCUCCAUCAAUGUCCACAGGGUCAACCUCAACAAUAUCAAGAGGUGUUUGCUCAUCACCUACGACGCGGAGACACAGCUCCUCGAUUUCAGGCAUUACAGUGUGAAGGUUGUGCCCGUGGGCGUGAGCAAAGGCCUGAAGAAGCUGCUACAGGAGAAGUUCCCCAACAUGAGCCGCCUGGAAGACAUCAGCGAGCUGCUGGUGAAAGACAUAAACCUGUCAGAGAGCGAAGCCGAGCAGGACGGGACCCACAAUGUCCUGGAGCUGCCGCAGGCGUACGCCGGCCGAGGCAACAUGAAGGCGCAGCAGAGCGCCGUGCGCCUCACCGAGAUCGGACCCCGCAUGACUCUGCAGCUCAUCAAGGUGGAGGAGGGCCUGGCACAGGGCAACGUGCUCUACCACAGCUUCAUCCACAAGAUGGAGGCGGAAGUGAAGGAGAUCCUGGCACGGAAGGAGGCGAAGCUGCAGCUGAAGGCACAGCGGCGGCAGAAGCAGGAGGCGGACGUGGAGCGCAAGCGGCGGCAGCGCGAGGCUCACAGGGAGAAGAGCCUAGCGGGGAUCCGGAGGAAACGGCAGCAGGAUGGCGACAGCGACGCCGAGGAUCCCGGUGCGCCAGAGCAGGAUGUGGCCGAGCAGUCAGAGGAGAGCGACGCUGAGUAUUACCGGCAGGAGGUGGGCGAGGAGCCGGACAAAGAUCUGUUCCCUGACCGCACCAAGAGGAAGCGAAGCUCCUCAGGCGCUGCCCCGCUGCGGAAGCGACGGCGGCAAAGCCGGACAGGGCAUCCCACUGCCGCUGCCACCCCCAGCCCUCGCCCCACGGCGCCAGGGAAGCGACAAAAGGGAGACCUGGUGCCCAGGGACUUGCGGCACCGCGGCGGGGCCAGGAAGGGGGUGGCCGGCCGAAAGCUGCACCGAGGAACCAAGCACCCAGCCCGGGAGAGAGCUGGUCCCAGCUCCAGCCGUGCCACCUCGAGGCCGAAGGGGCGAGGGAAGGUGCUGACCAAGGGGAAGACGAUUUUCCAGCGUCCCAGACGUGCCAAGAAGGGGAAGCAGUGGCCCUUUCUGUGCCACCCUGAUGCGCCACGUUGUGCCUCUUCGCCGCCUGCAGCCGCCAAAAAAGGGGAGACGCACACCCCGGGAGGAACCCCCGAGAUGGCCACCCAUCUCGGUCACUGCGGUAACUUCAGCAGCUUCCAGGAAUCGCUGUGGCCGGUGCUGGCGGUGCAAUUCCCGCUGGCGCUGGGGGGUAACGGCAUGGCCGUCUACCGUUUCGCCACCCACGAACGCUCCUGGCACAGCGGCAUCGUCCUCUCCUUCCACUUGGCCGUCAGCGGGAUGCUCUACUCCCUCUCGCUGCCGUUUCUGGUGGUGUAUUACUACCCACCUAAGCACUGGCGCUACGGACUGGUGCUGUGCAAGCUGGAACGUUUCCUUUUCAACUGCAACCUCUACGGCAGCAUCUUCUUCGUCACCUGCAUCAGCCUCAAUCGCUGCCUCGGCAUCGUUUACCCGCUGCAGGUUCACGGGCGGCUGCAGCCACGCCACAUCAAGGUGCUGAGCGCGGUCAUUUGGGUGCUGGCCGGGGCGCUUUCAGCACCCACCUUAUUUUUUACGGAGCUGCAAGAAGUGGAGGGUGCGGUCGAGUGUUUGGGGAGCGCGGCCCCACAGCGGCUGCCGGAGUUUUAUCCCUACAGCCUGCUAAUGGCGGGGCUGAGCUGCGGGCUGCCGUUCCUGCUCACCGCCUCCUGCUACGCCGCCAUUAUCUGCACUGUUUUCCGUAAUCCUCACCUCAGCUGGCCGGAAAAGCGGAAGGUGGGAAUGCUGGUGGGGACGGGAGUGGCUCUCUACGCCUUUUCCUACCUGCCCUACCACAUUUUCCGUAACCUCAAUUUGGGACGUCGCCUGCUGCGACCGGGCACGGAGAACUGCGCCGUCUCCAGAGCCAUCCACGCUACUGCUCAGAUCUGCAAGAUCCUCGUUAACCUCAACAUCUGCCUCCACCCGCUGCUCUACGCUGCCCUGGCCGACAGCAUGCAGAGCUGCUGCGGUGCCAGGCGCGGCGCUGGCACCACCGACGGGGAGCGGGCUGAGCACGUGGAGCUGCAGCCGGCAGCCUAGGAGCACCCCCAGGAUGGCCCAAGGCAGCUGGUGCAGCCAUA